GCGGCUCCCAACCUCGCGGCGGGCAGCCGCGGAGUGGCUCCCCGCCCAGAGAGCGGCCUCUCCGCCCGGAGCCUGACUGCGACGCUGGGGCCCAGGUGGGCCCGCUGACAGGUGGCUCGCUGUGGCCCGUUGGUCAGAGUUCUGACGUUUGCUCUGACCGCUUGGUUGAGGUGGCAUCUGCCAGGAUCUUCACUGGGACGUCGCUUUUGCUGGUUUCCGCCUCCCGGGAUGGAGGAAGCCGCCGGCCUGGUCCCUGAGGAGACACUUGUGGACGAAGCCCCCCCCGUGGACGAUGAAAGAGAUGAACUGGAGGAUCCAGAGUUGGUGGUUGAGUCUCUCCGCGAGGAGGCGGAGACCAGGCCGGGCCCGGGAAGCACCUGUCCAGGGCGGGAGCAGAACGCUGAGAAGAGGAAGCAGAAACCAGCCACCCAAGACAGGAUUCAGGCGUCAAGGCUGCGCAAGAACCUGCACCUCCUGGACAAGCUGCACGAGGAGAAAGACCUUUUCAUUCAAAAAACUCGGGAGGAGCUGCGAGCUUGCCGCCGGAGGAUGGACCUCCUCGCCGAGCAGCGGAAGAUCGUGGCCGCCGAGCUGGCCACCGAGAGGGAGGCCGGCAAUGUGGCAGCCGUGGGUCGCCUGGAGGCAGCGUCCCGACGCCUGUGCCUGGAGCUGGAGAGGGAGAGGGACCUGCUGCCGAAGAUCUCGGCUGUGCUGCGGGAGAACGAGAGCACCAUGUGGCACCUCGAGACCCAGGAGAGACAGCUGCAGGACGUUUGGAAGUCAGUGCGAGAGGAGGCCGCGGCCACUGGGAGGUGCCUCCGGGAGCGGACGGCCAAGCAGCUGCGCCAGGAGACAGAGGCCGCGGGGAAGGCAGAGAGGAACCAGCUGCUGCGGAUCCGCAGGAAAUCCAUGCACCUGCAGAGGGAGCUCGGGCUGAGGCACCAGAAGCUGGUGGCGGACGCCCAGCAGAACCACCGCGUGGCCAUGAAGUUCCUCAAGGCCUCCCUGGGAAGGGUCCAUGAGCGAGAGAGAAAGGCGGAGCUGGCGUCCCGCGAGCACGUGCAGAGGCGCAUGGACGCGGUGCUGGCCUUGAAGAACAGCAUCGCCGCCAGCCGGGAAACCCUCCGCCAGUUUCACGCCUGGGGCCGGGCCAAGGCGGAACUGGCUGAACAGAAGGCCCAGGCCGAGAGGGAGGCCAUUCUGGCCCAUGGCGGGGACGCUUUCAAGCACCUUUGCCAUCAGCGCCGGCGCCAGGAGCUGGAGGCGCAGAACCGUGCCUUCGAGCAGGAGCAGAAGCUCAGAAAGCAGGAGAUCGUGAGCCGGAUCUUGAAAGAGGAGGCUGGGGAGCACGCAAGAAAGAAGCAGGCGCCCCCCAAAACCACAGGCCGGCCAAGCCUGCGGGACAAGACCUGGAGCCACCUGGCUGAGGUCUGCGACGGAAAGAGCACCGCGCCCCCCUCCUGCCCACCGCUGGAGGACAGUCUUCCGUCCCCGCGAGCCACUGUGCUGGCGCCGGCCAUCUCCAGCGAGUCCGUGCAGGUGGACCCCAGCAGCCCGGGCUGGCAGGAAGAGCCGCUGGUGAGGCCGGAGAUCCCGGGGCUCUGGAGCCAAGAGGCCUCGCCACACCAGGUGCCCCAGGCGGACGCGGGCCGGAAGCCUGUGGGCGGGACGAAGACGGACCAGGACCUGCUGGCGCGCACGAUCCGGUGCCUGCGCAGCGGGGCGCCCCGCAGGCAGGUGGCGUCCAGGCGCAAGUUCAGAGGGAGGCCCUUCAACAGCAAGCCCCAGCUCAUCCACUUCAAGGACUUUGACGUGGGCAGAGAGUACGAGAAGAAAGUCAUCUUGACCAAUGCCACCUACACCAUCAACUACUGCAGGCUGGCGGGCGUGGAGGAGAGCCUGCGGGACUCCGUCCGCGUCGACUUCGAUCCACCUGGUCCCAUGUCUGCCGGCAUGUCCUGCGAGGUGCUUGUCACCUUCAAGCCCGUGGUCAACAAAGAUCUGGAGGGAAACAUCUCAUUUCUGACUCAGACGGGCGGGUUCUCUGUGCCCCUGAAAUGCUCCACCAGGAAGUGCUCGCUGUCCCUUGACAAGCAGCUCAUCGACUUCGGCAGCUACGUGGUGGGCGAGACUGCGUCCCGGACCAUCACACUGACCAACACCGGGGGGUUGGGCACCAGGUUCAAGUUUCUUCUGGCCUCAGAGUCCUGCGAGAUGGACGCCUCCCAUUCGGUCCUGAAAAGAAGCAGUCUCUUCACUUGCGAAGAGAAAAGUUUUUGUGAUAAAGUUGCCACCAGUGUUUCUGAGCAGCGGAUGGAAGGCAAUGAGUCCUCCCUGCCCGAGGCGCCGAGCCAGAGGGAGUCCCAGGGGCUGGAUGCCCGGGAGCAGGUGGAGGGCCGGCCCCCAGAAUCGGAGACCGUGACCACACCUCCCAGCAAGGAACAGACGGAGUUCUGUCUGGGAGAGAUGACAGAGGGGGAGAUCGCCCCCUUCGGCUCCAUCAGAGUGCCGGUCAUCUUCACCCCCCUGGUCCCGGGGACGGCCCACAGCAGGGUCAAGGUCGUGUUUCAGAAUCAGCAGUGCCCAACGUUGCAUUUCAGAGUCGUCGGCGUUGCCGUUGACGUGCCCGUCUGGGUGCCAAAGCCCGACGUGGACCUGAAGAUCUGCAUGUAUGACCGGCUGUACCAGGACUCCGUGCUCGUCCACACGCGGUCCAAAGUCGCCCUGCGCCUGAAGUUCGAGGUCUGCAAGGAGCUGAGGGGCCACGUGGAGCUCCUGCCCGAGACCGGCUACAUCCAGGCCAUGUCCUCCUUCUCGGUGCAGCUCAAGUUCCUGCCCAGACACUCCCUCCCAGAGGACGCAGGGAAGUACUUUGACAAGGAAAGCCGCGUUCUGGAGGCCCCGAUGACCAUACAGGUGGCCGACCAGAUCAGACCCGUGGGCUUUACCCUCCACGCCGUGGUCACCACCUCGGACCUGGAGCUCAGCCCCUCGGUGGUGGACUUUGGCUACUGCACCAUCUCGGAGGCCGUCAGGACCCACGUCGGCCUCUGCAACCACUCCCUCCUGCCCCAGGGGUUCGGGUUCGUCAGGCUCCCCAAGUGUGUGGACGUCCAGCCCAACGAUGGGUUUGGGACGAUCCUGCCGCUGGAAACCCUGCAGCUCGACGUGAUCUUCCAGCCCACCAAGGCCAAGGAGUACAGCUUCGAGCUCGUCUGCAAGUCCGAGAUCAACCGGUGCUUCAAGCUGACAUGCCGGGCCGUGGGUGUCCGCCCACCCCUGGAGCUGUCCCACCACCAGAUCAAGUUCGCCGCCACCUCCUUGUACGACACGUCUGUGGCCUCCCUGUAUGUCAUCAAUUCCCACGUGAGCCUGAACUCCCUGACCCACUCGGUGCCACGCAUCGGCUCAGAGGACGCCUCCCCGGUGGGGCCCACGUCUUUCGAGUUCCUGCUGCCCCCAGAUUUGCCCAUCACCAUCUCUCCCUUGGUGGGGACCGUGUGGCCAGGAAAGCAGUGCCUGCUCCAGGUGGCCUUCCGGCCCGUGCUGCCCAGUGAGCUGAUCCACCAGGAAGCCUUCCAGGCCCUGAUCAAAGAAGCCGAAAGCAAAUCCUCCGUACGCGGCGGGGAGCAGGGCCACGGGGCUGCCUGCUGCUUACACAAAGGCUUGGCAACAAACACCACCCGCCUCGAGACUCGGAGGCCAGGGUUCCGCAGGGACAUGGCCACCCAGAAGAAGGACCAGCGGAGGCAGUCUGUCUCCAUCCUGCAGCUGCAGAACCGAGAUCGGUCGUUCCGUUCCUCCUCCUCCCAGCCCCCCGAGCUGCAGAAGCAGGACCUCACAUCCAGCUCCCAGGAGUACCAGGCUGCGCAGGCCGCCCUGACCAGGUCUUUCCCAGGGAAGUUUGACAAGUUUGUGAUCCCCUGUGUUGUUGCCAGUGGUGACACCAAGGACAGGAAGGGGACAGAACCCCUGAGCUUCAGUCCCCAUAACACCCUGUACCUGGAGCUGUGGUGUCCGGCGGUGGCGCCAUCCAUCGUGGUGACGUCCGACAAAGGCAAGACCAUCUCCAACUUCGGUGACGUCGCUGUAGGACACCACGGCCUAAAGAAGGUCUCCAUCCAGAACAUCUGCCCCGAGGAUCUCCACCUGGAGUACUCCGUGCUGAACCCCAGUGGCCCCUUCGUCCUGCUAAACCCCAUCAGCAGGCUGCCCUCUGGCGAGACCCAGGUCCUGGAGCUGUCUUUCUCUCCCCGUGAGAGCUGCGUGGCCCAGGAAACCCUGGACAUCGUCACCAAGAGAGGCUCGCUGCACCUGACCCUCACGGGGACGGGCGUGGCGUCCACGGUCACGUGCUCCAUUGAAGGGGACGUGCUGCACAUGGGUUACGUGAUUGCCGGGGAAUCUGUCUCCUCAGGCUUCAAGCUGCAGAACAGCUCCUCGCUGCCCAUCAAGUUCUCAGUGCAGCUGGACAGUCUCUCCACCAGGACCAGGAACCAGCACCAGCUGCCGCAGUUCCUGGCUGCCCCGGCCCAGAGGACAGAGGUUGUGGGCACCCAGAACCUCAGUGGCCAGAGCGUGUUCAGCGUGGUCCCAGUCGAGGGCGUCAUGGACCCCGGCAGGGCCCAGGACUUCACCGUGACCUUCAGCCCGGACCACGAGAGCCUGUACUUCUCUGACCGGCUGCAGGUCGUGCUCUUCGAAAAGAAAAUCUCCCACCAGAUCAUCCUGAAGGGCGCGGCCCGCGAGCACAUGAUGUUCGUGGAGGGCGGAGACCCCGUGGACGUGCCUGUGGAGUCCCUGGCUGUGAUCCCUGCCUUCGACCCGGAGCGCAGAGAGGAAGCUGAGGAGCUGAAGCCCAUCCUGGUGACCCUGGCCUAUGUCCAGCAGGACACAGACACACCCGCCCCCCCUGCCACCCGAGAACUGCAGGUGGGCUGCAUCCGGACCACCCAGCUGUCCCCAAAGAAGACGGCGGAGUUCAGCCUGGACGGCGUCGCGUCCCUGCAGCACAAGGGCUUCACUAUCGAGCCCUCGAAGGGCUUCGUGGAGCGCGGCCAGACCAAGACCAUCAGCAUCUCCUGGGUGCCCCCCAUCGACUUUGACCCGGACCACCCACUUGUGGCGUCAGCACUGCUGCAGCUCAGGGGAGACGUGAAGGAGACGCGCAAGAUCCUCUUUCUCGCCCACGUGCUGACCGGUCCCUGAGGCCACAGGAGCCCCUCUACAAAGCCCCCCAAGUCCUCCUGCCCCCACCAAGCCUCCCCUGGCCUGUGGGCCCUAUGACCCCAUGGCCAGGGCACCCCAGCCCCACAAGUCUGGCCGCUUCUUGCUGCCCUGGGGCCAGGGGGCCAGGGGCCAAGAGCUCCCCCUUCCUGAGUGUGUAUUUGGAACAAGCAACGCGGCCAGUCCUGAGCACGACCUACCCCUCGCCUGAGCCCCUCGGCACCCCCGCCCCUCCCACACCCACCCAGCCUUUAGAGGCUGUGCUGGGGGCGAGGGAUCUGCCCCCACAGACCUGUCAAUAAAGCCUCUGAAUCCAG
This is a messenger RNA of Sus scrofa (pig), 5543 nucleotides long. It is a transcript of the gene CFAP74, whose product is annotated as cilia and flagella associated protein 74. NCBI's taxonomy places the organism in Eukaryota, Metazoa, Chordata, Mammalia, Artiodactyla, Suidae. The record is from RefSeq and is a predicted model, not a curated record.